This is a messenger RNA of Perkinsus marinus ATCC 50983, 678 nucleotides long. RefSeq lists its product as hypothetical. The record is from RefSeq and is a predicted model, not a curated record. NCBI's taxonomy places the organism in Eukaryota, Perkinsozoa, Perkinsida, Perkinsidae. Bases 1 to 678 code for a protein of 225 amino acids. The transcript has 2 exons.
AUGUCUGCUUCUAGCACUGGUAACUUCCACAAGAAGGAUCUGGCCAUAGUCGAGGAAACGGCGAAGGCUGACGCUGAGGAGGCCCAAAUGGGCGCCGAGGCAGCAGCCCUCCAUACUCGACUGGCCCUGGAGCACGCCAAAGACUACAACGAUCUCUGUGACCUUCUGUCUGUGAGGGCUGAAGCUGGCUCUGCGGCCGCCACUAUGGCUAUCGGCAACGGUAGUCGUAAGGAGGAGGUUCGCAUCAGCUUGCAGAUGCCCGAACGGUAUAACGGUACGACUGACUUUAGUGCUUGGUUACGUCGGUACGAGAACACUGCCAACGCCGCCGGUUGGAGCUCUGGUACUAAGGCGGCCCGCCUUGGUAUGUACCUCACUGACGAGUACUACGAGAUGUGGGAUCAGUACGCUCCCAAGGUGACCUUCGAGGAGGACAGCCGCAUCAUGUCCCAGAUGCUGGCUCGACGUCCUGCAGACGCUCUCCUGGACAACUUCCACGAUCUUCGUUGGGCACCUGACAUGGCUGCUUCCACUGGCUGCGGAGCAGGAGCUACUGGAGGCAACGAGGAGUACUUCUUCGCGGGAGGCCUCAGAGGUGGAGACCGCUGUACAGGAGAGAUCGGCAGGGAAAUAGAGUCUCUCCGAACGUACGACUCCAAGCAAACAGUCCGACGGUAA